Molecule: messenger RNA, 1765 nt
Organism: Gekko japonicus
Lineage: Eukaryota; Metazoa; Chordata; Lepidosauria; Squamata; Gekkonidae
Product: FYVE, RhoGEF and PH domain-containing protein 1-like
Exons: 13
Coding region: 1-1338 (445 amino acids)
Biological process (GO): cytoskeleton organization; filopodium assembly
Cellular component (GO): cytoplasm
Molecular function (GO): metal ion binding; guanyl-nucleotide exchange factor activity
Source: RefSeq, a predicted model, not a curated record
AUGACAGUCCCGCAGAAGGUUUUUCGCAUCGCCAAUGAACUUCUCCAAACGGAAAAGGCCUACGUGUCCCGUCUGUAUCUGCUGGACCAGGUCUUCUGUGCCCGUCUGCUGGAAGAAGCACGCAGCCGAAACUCCUUCCCGGUUGAAGUGGUGAUGGGCAUUUUUGCCAACAUCUGCUCCAUCUACUGCUUCCACCAGCAGUUCCUGCUCCCAGAAUUGGAGAAGCGUAUGGAGGAAUGCCGUGAGGAUAUAGAAUCCCUGGAACUCAUUGCCACGGCAGCCGAGCACUCGAACGCCGCCAUCCGCAAAAUGGAAAGAAUGCACUCAUUGCUCAAGGUUUAUGAACUGCUCGGAGGCGAGGAAGAUAUUGUGAAUCCCACCAAUGAGCUCAUCAAGGAGGGCCACAUUUUGAAGCUUUCGGCUAAGAAUGGUACCACGCAGGACCGCUACCUGAUCCUGUUCAAUGACCGUUUGCUGUAUUGUGUGCCAAAGCUGCGUCUCAUUGGACAGAAGUUUGGAGUCCGUGCUCGGAUAGACGUGGACGGGAUGGAGUUGAAAGAGACCAGCAGCCUCAACGUGCCCCGGACCUUUCUUGUAUCGGGGAAGCAGCGAUCCCUCGAGCUCCAGGCCAGGACCGAAGAGGAGAAGCGAGAUUGGAUCCAGGCGAUCCAGGCGACGAUCCAGAAGCACGAGCAGACGCUGGAGACGUUCAAGCAGCUGAUCAGCGAGGACGAGACGCCACCCAAUUCGCCGGGGUGUGAGCUGGGACGACGGGCCCCCACGCCGAUCCGGGAGAAGGAGGUGACCAUGUGCAUGCAGUGCAAGGAGCCCUUCAACGCCCUCACCAAGCGGAGACACCAUUGCCGGGCGUGUGGCCAUGGCUCUCCUGCCAGUCCCGCCCCGCACCCCAAUACGCCUCAGCGCCGGAGAUCCAUUCUGGAGAAACAGGCUUCUGUGGUGGCAGAGAACAGUGUGAUCUGCAGCUUCUUGCACUACAUGGAGAAAGGAGGGAAAGCCUGGCACAAGGGCUGGUUUGUCAUCCCCGAAAACGAGCCCCUCGUGCUCUACAUCUAUGGAGCCCCACAGGAUGUGAAGGCCCAGCGUUCGAUGCCUCUGAUUGGCUUCGAGGUGAACCUCCCCGAACCCGGGGAGCGGGUGGAUCGCCGCCAUGCCUUCCGGAUCAGCCAGAGCCACCUGUGCUGGUAUUUCAGCCCCGAGACCGAGGAGCUAAGACAGCGAUGGAUGGAGGUGCUGAGCCGAGCGGGCCGCGGAGAAGAAGGCAAGGGGCCCCCUUCCAUCCUCGAGGCAGACGAAGAUACGGAGGCGGAGGCAACCUGACAGGGGAGGCUGGGGGGAUUCGGAAGGACUGACUCUGACUGCCCCGGGGGCCCGCUCCCCAUUCUCUGACCAGGAUACUUGAACGCUUUUCUCUCUCCAGCACUUUCUCCCCUUUGUCAGCAUUAUCAUGGGUCCCCCUCCUGCCUCUUUCCCGUAAGGACCUGUACUUAGCCACGAUAUUCCCUGCCACCGAUCGCUGCAGAAGCCGUGUACCUGCGCUGAGAUUGCUGGGGGAUGAUCUGGAUUCCUCGCCUGAUUUGGGGUCAGCAAAACCACCCUCUGGCUGCUUCCACACGGAAGGAUGCUCCACACAACUAUUGUCGCCACAGCCGGUGCACAGGCGUGUGCGUUAGUGAUGGAGCUUCUAUCAAUGGGAAUCUUCUCUGCAUUUCUCAGUCUCUUUUUCUGGCUUUUCCCAUCCACACAU